Ascoidea rubescens DSM 1968 is the source of this 870-nucleotide messenger RNA. RefSeq names its product 2,5-diamino-6-(ribosylamino)-4(3H)-pyrimidinone 5'-phosphate reductase (gene RIB7). The transcript has a single exon. Gene Ontology annotation, molecular function: 5-amino-6-(5-phosphoribosylamino)uracil reductase activity. The coding region runs from base 1 to 870 and encodes 289 amino acids. The record is from RefSeq and is a predicted model, not a curated record. NCBI's taxonomy places the organism in Eukaryota, Fungi, Ascomycota, Saccharomycetes, Ascoideales, Ascoideaceae. Gene Ontology annotation, biological process: riboflavin biosynthetic process.
AUGUCUGAGCUAAUUCCAUUACCAGAAUCUUUGAAAGAGGCUAUCGAUCCUUAUUUGCCAACAGAUAUUUCUCAUCACAAUGCUAAUAAUAACUGUGGGAGUGAAGGCGAUGAAAUUCUCGACGAUAAUAAUAGACCAUUGCCUUUCAUCACACUAACGUUUGCUCAAUCAUUAGACUCUCGAAUCUCAUUAGGAGAAGGAACUCAAACCAAAUUGUCUCAUUUGCAGACAAAAACGAUGACACACUACUUGCGAUACAAUCACGAUGCAAUUCUUAUCGGAAUUAACACCUUUCUAACAGACAAUCCUUCUUUAAACUGUCGAUAUAAUCCGGAAAAUGUCCACCCUAUCAGACCUAUUAUAAUCGACCCCAAUAUGAAAUCCUGUGCUGCAAACAACUACAAUUUCUCAAAUCUAAACCAGUUGGCCUCCAAAAACAUGGGAUUGUCGCCUUACAUUAUAGUGUCGAUGCUAACCUAUCUCAAUCUCAAAUCCGAUAUUGAUCAGUUGAACAAUUCACACUCAGGUCCCACAAUAAUCCCAAUCAACACAACUAAAGUCAAAUACUCUAAUAACAUAGAGCUAUUUGAUUGGCCCCAUCUUUUCUCUCUUUUGAAAAAUCAUUAUCAUAUAAAUAGCAUCAUGAUCGAAGGCGGUGCUUUCGUGAUAAACAACCUUCUAUCCUACAACUUCAACCUAAUCAACUCUUUAAUUAUAACAAUAGCCCCCGUUUAUUUAGGCAAAAAUGCAAUCCAAGUCUCUCCGGAUUUUCAUUUAUCCCUAUUGAACAACCAUAAUACCAACGACCGAAACAAUUUGACUUGGUGGACUGGUAUUCAAGAUUCGGUUCUAAUGUUCAGAAAUAAGUAA